AUGGCAGAUUUUGCUGAAAUUGAUGAUGCCAAAGAAAAGAUUUUACGAAUUAUUGGAAGCAGCUUCAAGUUUACAUUUACGUCAUCGAAUAAACUUCCUGCCUAUUAUAAUAAUUCAAUUGUGAUGCGAGAUUCGGAACAAACUAAACGAAAUAAAACGCUCACGUUGAUUCGAUCGGAAUCAGUUGUAAAGCGUCAAAUUUUUCGACGAUCAAUCAAAAAAGUCACACAAUUGACUGAAACUAAUUUUACUGGUAGUAUCCUGAAUUCAGACUUGGCAGCAUGUAAAAAUGUGACAACACUUUGCAGUAAUGAAUCGAAGUCACGCAUCCCAAUAUGCGAUAAUACAAACCAAACGCAUGCGAGCGCAUGCUCUCUUGCCUUAUUUAACUGCAGACAAAUACAUUUACAUAAUGCACGUUUAAGGGUUUUAGUACACGUUGGAGCGUGUCACAGUUAUUCACCUGUAUUCACAUUACGGCAAGAAGUAUCAAAUCUUUGCUUAAAUUAA
Thelazia callipaeda (thelaziosis nematode) is the source of this 510-nucleotide messenger RNA. The record is from the annotation of a GenBank genome assembly. Lineage: Eukaryota; Metazoa; Nematoda; Chromadorea; Rhabditida; Thelaziidae.